Marchantia polymorpha subsp. ruderalis is the source of this 2732-nucleotide messenger RNA. Lineage: Eukaryota; Viridiplantae; Streptophyta; Marchantiopsida; Marchantiales; Marchantiaceae. The record is from the annotation of a GenBank genome assembly.
CGAGCUCCUCUUCGAGCGCUAGCUGCAGCUGCUGCAUUCGGCUCGUCCCUCCCUCCCUUCCCUCCCUCUCGCUGCCUCGUCUCGUCUCGUCUCCUCCUCCUCCUCCUCUUCCUCUUCCUUCUCCUCCUCUUUCUUCUUCCACCAUCUCCAUCUCUGCUGCUGCUGUGGUCGAGUCGCUGCUGUCUAUUGUUGGAACGUCACCUCGAGGGCUCGUGCUGCGUCCCCAGCGUGCCCGCUUUUCCGCCACAAAAAUCUUAGAAUGCCGGACGCUUUCGUCGCGAGCGAUUCGUUUGGCGAUCUGGUAGGAGAAGCAUGUGAAUCCGUUUGUUCGCUCCCUCCUGCUGCUGCUCCUGUCCGAGAGUUGUAGGAUUAUGUCGUGGCCUCCGGUGGAAGAUGUGUGAACUUUUGUCCAGUGGUUCGUAGUCCGUCAGUUCCCUUCUUCUUUUCUCUUCUUCCUCGUCGUCGUCGUAGUCGUCUCGUCUAGUCAGGCCGGGAGAGAGGGUGGGGGGCGGAGUGGAGGCAAGAGAAGCGAAGAAGUCUUCGUCAGACGUAAGGGAGGCAGGGAGCGAGAGUGGAAGAGAGUUCUUGAAUGGAGUUGGUUGAAGGAUCACCUCCCUGGCUGUGAGGAUUCCUGUCAGGACGGGCGGCACCUCGUGCUGGUGUGGCACCUGAUUUUCUUCGGAGGUUCGGUUCUGGCAGUGUGCCCGAGAUUUGGCACUUAUUCUAGGGUAAGCCGCCUACAGCGGCUGUAGUCUUGGGGAAGUUACCCGGAGUUAUGUUCGAUGUUCGUGUUACGAAAAGCCUGUCUGCCGCUCUCGUGGAAAUAACAGGCCGCAAGUUCGUCCGUUUCAGCUCUGAAAUUGCGACUUUAUCGCGUGAUUGAGACGACGGCAAGAUAAAUCUGUCCAUAUUCCAAAUCGUUCUUGUUCUGUAGUUUUGGACAGAUUCGUCUGUGGAAGAGCGAGUGUUUAUGAUCUCGUCGUCUUGAAUACACCUAGAAAGCUAGGCUUGCAGCACAUGACUUGAGGGUAUUGGAAAGGCCUCGAGAUAAACAUAAUGCAGGGUGAUAAAGCGUCAACCAGGGUUUUGCACCCGCUUGUGUACAGUGUCCAGUAUACACCAUAUUUCGAACCAAGACGAGUACUAUAAAGAUCCCAAGAUAUGGACCGGGUUAUAUACGAUGCAAGGCCGGAAAAGCGCCCGAGGUUGACCCUUGACGACCCAGAUCGGGGGGACGUCGACGAGACGCAGCAAGUAAUAUACAAUGGGGCAGAGGAGCAAGGGACAAGGGGUGGGGGAGCAGUCUCUGCAUCGGUGCCCGGGCCCGGGUCAGGCCCCCUUCCCUUAUCGUAUUUCAAUGGAGCCGCCCGUGUAGCCUCCCCUCCGUGGCGCGAGGAUGACAAAGAUGGACACUACCAGUUUGAGCUGGGAGAGAAUAUUACUUCGCGCUACAAGAUCAUAAGCAAGAUGGGUGAAGGGACAUUUGGGCGGGUUUUGGAAUGCUGGGACCGAGAAGCGCAGGAGUAUGUGGCCAUCAAAGUGAUACGCAAUGUGCAGAAGUACCGUGAUGCCGCCAUGAUUGAAAUAGACGUACUACGUGCGCUGGCCAAGCACGACAAGACUGGCUCACGGCGGUGUGUUCAGCUGAAGGAUUGGUUCGACUUCCGCAAUCACGUUUGCAUUGUUUGCGAGAGGCUGGGACCAAGUUUGUACGACUUUUUGAGGAAGAAUAAUUAUCGACCUUUUUCAGUUGACCUAGUUCGCGAAUUCAGCAGACAACUGCUGGAAUCAGUAGCAUAUAUGCACGAGCUAACUCUUAUUCAUACAGACCUGAAGCCCGAGAACAUCCUUCUUGUUUCUACGGAGUACAUUAAAGUGCUUGAUUAUAAGUCUUCACAAGGAACAAAGCAUUUCAAGCGCGUCCCGAAAUUCAGCGAUAUUAAGCUGAUCGAUUUUGGCAGUGCAACAUUUGAUAGUCAUUACCACUGUUCAGUGGUUUCUACCCGACAUUAUCGUGCACCUGAAGUAAUUCUAGGUCUUGGGUGGACCUACCCUUGUGAUUUAUGGAGCGUGGGUUGUAUACUUGUAGAACUGUGUUCGGGAGACGCGCUUUUCCAAACACACGAGAAUUUGGAGCAUCUAGCCAUGAUGGAACGUGUGCUGGGUCCGAUACCUCAGUCAAUGAUCAAGAGGGCAGAUCGUAGAGCAGAAAAGUACUUGACGCAUGGACGGGAGUUGAAUUGGCCUGAGGGUGCUGUAUCUUGGGAGAGUAUUCGAGCUGUUCGGAGACUACCCCGAUUGAGGAAUUUGAUCAUGCAGCACGUGGACCACUCAGCUGGAACAUUAAUUGACCUCCUGCAUGGGUUGCUCAAAUUUGAGCCUGCAGAGCGAUUGACUGCGAAAGAAGCACUGAAGCAUCCUUUCUUCAGAGAACCGUCAAGAAGGUUGUGAAGCUGAGAGAGGAGAGCGUCGUAGAGGUCGGGGAUGGCCUCUCUCGUCAGUGUAGAACGGAACAUAACCCAUACUCCUCGCCGUUGUACAUGUAUUUGUAGAUUUUUCCCGACAUAACAUGCCAAAUGGCAUGCACCUUGCUUGUGUGAUGAAACAUCUCCAGGCUCCCAAAUCUGAAGUGUCAUUUCAUGUUUCAGCAUGUGCGAGGAAGAAAUGAAAUCAUUGAUUACAAGAUACCGACAGGUCUCUUGGCAUCCUUAAAUGUUCUCAAUGGGUUGUGU